Molecule: messenger RNA, 486 nt
Organism: Penicillium crustosum
Lineage: Eukaryota; Fungi; Ascomycota; Eurotiomycetes; Eurotiales; Aspergillaceae
Product: transcription factor domain-containing protein
Exons: 3
Coding region: 1-486 (161 amino acids)
Source: RefSeq, a predicted model, not a curated record
AUGACGACCCAGUCGCGCAAGGGAUGCAUCGACUGCAAGAAUGCUAAGGUCAAAUGCGAUGAGGGUCGGUUAUCCUAUGCACGUGAACGCAGCAUGAUAUCACCUAGGGGCUCCGGUGCUCCACCAGGCUCGGUCGCAGCGAAACGUCGAGCAGCUUUUGUAUCUAGUGCUUUUACGCCCUCUUUACGGACGCCGAUGGAAGAUGAAGGGUGGACAGAAGAAAGGGCGAUAGACACCUGGAUUGUUGACACGCGCGGCAGAUUAUAUGAGAUCAAUGAUCCUAGAAGCAUCUACCAAAGAGCCCUCUCCCCUGAAAGGACCCGUCCUGAUCCCUCUGAGCAUGAUCCUGGCAGCGGAGAAACCUUUGAUCGAAGUCUACUUUAUGAGGCACCCUUCAGAAAUGGUUAUGAGCAACGAGUUCUUCAUUCACAAGAUGAACAGAGCUAUCAUUUCACUUUUGCAGCAGAGUCCCACAACAGUCGGUGA